Ictidomys tridecemlineatus (thirteen-lined ground squirrel) is the source of this 2881-nucleotide messenger RNA. RefSeq names its product lymphocyte transmembrane adaptor 1 (gene Lax1). The record is from RefSeq and is a predicted model, not a curated record. Lineage: Eukaryota; Metazoa; Chordata; Mammalia; Rodentia; Sciuridae. Gene Ontology annotation, cellular component: plasma membrane. Gene Ontology annotation, biological process: lymphocyte activation; immune response; antigen receptor-mediated signaling pathway.
AGGUUGUCAAAGCAUGAAACACAGAGUAGUGCUGUCAACAUCACCUGGAAGGCUAUUUUUAAAGCCUGUUCCUUUGUGCCUUUCACCCCCACACACGGAAGCAGGUGCCAGAGACACACACUUCUCUCUAAAAGCACCUCCCAGUACUCUCUCUCCACGAAAAAGCACCAUGACCCCGGAGGCUUAUAAAACUCUAAGUGUCUCAGAACCCAGGGUGGACAAUCUCAUCCCUGCCUCUCCUCCCCAUUUCUAAUCACAUGCAAGCCUGCCCAGGAAACGGCGGGCUGAGGAUGGGUUGGUUUCCUUCUGUCUUAAGAAGAUCAGCAGCAUUUCCUGUGCCCUGUGCCUCAUUAGCACGUCGGUGGUGUUGCUUCCUGUGGCUGACUCUGUGUUUCCAUCGGGCAAAGUGGUUUGCUGUUUUUGCUCUGAGGUUCUGGAGGGUGGAGGAUGACAAGUUUCUCACGGAGCCUUUCCUGGGCCUCUUGGCAGUUCCUCCCUCGGAGCCCCUCAUGUUUGUACCAGAAGGCAGGGGCCGGAAUGGACGUUCUCCCUGAGUGGCCUCACGCUGGGAACACCAGCGCCCGGAUGAGAGCUCACCUCCACCUGCCCCAGGUAGAACCAAACCUGUUGUUUUUGUAGGUUGAAUCUACUCAGCCUGGCAUUUCAGGGAGUCUUUUGGGGGGGAAAGAAAGUUCGAGAAUAGAAGAUUGGAAACUUAAGAAAGAAAAUUCAAAGACUUUUUUUUUUUUAAUGGCAAAGAAUUUUUAUGAAUAAAGACUUAGGAAGAGGAAAACUUGAGAGUAAAUUUGUGAAUUGGAGAACGUUUGGAGGACACAGCAGAUGAGGAUUUCUAUCAUGCUUAUAUUUUCUAAAAAUACACCGAGUGGUUAAAUUCAAAACUCGAACCAGUUCGCCUCUUCUCCUGGGAGUCAGCAACUUAGGACUAGGAGCAGACAUGCUGGCUAGCUCGUUAUGACUGAGGAAAGGCACAGGCUUCGAAGCCAGAGAGCACCUCAGAGGCUCUCCCAGGAUGGAUGUCACCAACCCAACCCUACGGCAUAGCAAGAGUAUCUUGCAGUCCAGCACUCCGACGCGGGUGACUCUCGGCAGCCAGGAAGGCCAGCCGGAGCAUGGCACUUGGUUUUCCUCCUAGAGAUAACGACAAGAGCAGCAUCAUCUUUUCUGGGUUAGUGGGACUCCUGGCUGUCCUCCUGCUCAUCACAGUGGCCUGCAUCCUGUGGAACUGGAACAAACGGAAGAAGCGGCGGGUUCCUUACCUCCCAGUGACUGCCAUGCCCUCAUUGACUCUGCCUCGACCCAGACCACGAGCCAAAAAUAUUUACGAUCUCUUGCCUCAGCGGCAAGAAGAGCUGGGGAGACAUCAGCCAAGGAGUAUCCGCAUGUUCAGUGCCGAGAGCCUCCUGUCCAGAAAUUCCGACAGCCCGGAGCAUAUGCCCUCCCAAGCAGAGAGCACCCUCCAGAUGCACACAGCCCAUAUCCACACCAUGGGGUACGCAGUUGGUGUCUACGACAAUGCCACGGUGCCCCAGGUGUGCAGGAACGUCACUCCCUCGACACACUACGUCAAUGUCAGAGCUUCCAGGGAUGUCUCGAGCACUUCUUCAGAGGAUUCAAAUGAUUAUGUCAAUGUCCCCACAGCAGAAACGAUGGCUGGGACUCUAACUCCUAAUGACAGCCUGCCUGAAAGUCUCCCUGUUCUUUCAAGCGCCCAGCAGUCGGACUUAACUGAGAAAAGACACCAGGGCUGUGGGGAUGCCAGUGACUGUACCAGCUUUUGGGCUCCAGGAACUAAGGACAGCGAUCCACUCAGCGAUGGGGAGGAUUCUUCUCAGACCUCAAAUGACUAUGUCAACAUGACAGGUUUGGAUCUCGAGGACAGCCAAGAGGAGGUGCCCUGGGUGGCUUUUCAAGGCUGCAGAGAUUAUGAGAAUGUCCCACCAGCAGAUCCCAAGGGAAGCCAGCAGCAAACUGAGGAAGAAGUGACAUCUUCCAACACAGGCCAUGAAGAGGAAAAGACAGAUGGCCCGGGGACUGACAUCCAUCCUCUCACAAGGAAUUCCCUAUCUUCAGGGCACUGUGCAUCCCCACUGAGUGAGGACUGUCAGAUGAAACCUGAAGAAGAAAUGUCACACGAAGACACUCACGACUAUGAGAAUGUGCUACCUGCCAAGUUAGGAGGCGGAGACAGGGAGCAGGGGCCUGGUGCUCAGCUUCCUCCUGAUGAAUGAAUACCGUUGUCCAGCUGGAAAGCCACACGAAGUGGUCUCUCCUGUUGGUUCCUCAGCCGCUGAAGAGUCUCUAGUGAAGACCCUUGACCACCCUCGUCUGUCAGUGGAUUCCCUUGGUUAGAUUAGCCAGAGGCUGAAAGGAGCUAGAAGCUCAAAGGCUGCCCGAAGGCAAAGGUUUGGGAAAUCCAGGAAGGAAUGCUUCUCCAGCAAAGUGCUGUUGUCUCUCAGGCCAGCCUAAGAAUGUCUGCUGGAACUGCCCUUCCCGACUGUUGGGAAAUAGGAGAGUACUUAGCACCCAGAGGAAGAGGGCUGAUCACCUGCACCAAUACCAGCAGGUGGCAAGGGUGUAGAUUAUUUUGUGAUCCAGGCAGAGACCUAAGGAAAGGAGAAGUUGUUUUAAAAAGUAUAGACAACAAAAUGCUGGUGAGGAUGCAAAACAACGGGAAUUCUCAUUCUCACCAUUGGGAUGGCAAAGCAUAGCAGCUACUUUGAAAAACUGUAUGGCGGUUUCUUAUAAGGACCUAGCUAUAGGAGGCAGCCAUUUCACUACCAGAAACUGACCCAAGUCAACUGGAAUCUUACACUCACACAAAAACCUACACAUGACGGUUUAAUAGCAGUUUCAUUAAUAA